UAUUCAAAAGUUACCUACUUAGUGUCAUUGAAAGAUGUUUAGUAAUUUGUUGUAAAAUUAAGUUAUUUUUACUUAAUCAGAUUCCGUGGUAAAAUGUAAAUUAUAUCAAAACCAAUAUGUAUGACACUAAGUCUUGUUUUUGAUAAUAACAUCCUGUUAAUAAUAUUAUAUUAUGGAAUUACUUGUUUACUAUUGUAUUUAUGUUAGAGAAGUGCUGCAUUAUUUAAUAUUAUGAGAGAAUUUUGGUGGAUUCUAAUAUUUUCUGUUAUAUACAAUUGUAGUUGUUAUGAAUCUUCUACAACCAGUGAUGAUUAUAAAGACAGCACUACUUCUUCCUACGUUAUCUCCACUACUAAAAGGCCAAAAGACGAAAAUAUUUGUCCAAAUGACGUAAACAGUAAAUUAAUAAGUGAAAGUGGUAGAGAAAUAACAUGGCACCCAUUUAAACACGAUGGAAAUGAUUCCAUUUCUUAUAAUAUUUCUAUAAAAGAUAUAAAUUCGAGAGAUGAUCCAACAAAAAAUUCUACGAAGUGCAUAAAGAAAUGUUCUUUUAUAUAUAAUCAAUUCAAACCAGGUCGUAACUAUAAAGUAGAAGUAAGGGCAGGAAACUGUACAGUUAGUCCUAUAACAGUGAAAAUUCCAUUUGCGCUUUCCCAGCCCAAAAAUCUAAAAAUAACAGACAUAACGAGUGAAGGGUUUAACAUAUCAUGGGACAAACCUGAUUGGUACGUGAAUAAUCUUACUAAAUAUAAAGUUGAUAUCAAAAUAACCAAAGAAGAUAGGCCUGUGUAUUGUGAAGAAAUAUUAAAACGAAACCACACCUUUUACACUUUUGAACAAUUUUGGUAUUUUCAAGAUGGGAAACCUUAUACAAAGUACAUAGUGGAAAUAAAAGCCUUUAUAGAAUCCGAAUUUAAUGUUCGACCAAGUAACCAAUCUGUUAUGACUUUAGGAAAAGAUCCUGAUCCACCUUUAAACUUGAAAAAUAUUACAGAAAAAAACAAUGUGAAUUUAACAUGGUCAAGACCAUGUAAACUUAAUGGUAAUAUUUCUCAUUUUGAAUUAUCUUUAAAUGGAAUUUAUAGACUUAAUAAUAAAGACCCACAUAAUCUUCUAAAAAAUAUUUCAUAUACAAAUAACCUAAAUAAUUAUACCUAUGUGUAUAUUUAUAAAGAUUUAAAACCAUAUUAUUUAUAUAACUGUACAAUAAAAACGGUUUUAUUUAAUGAAAAAAAAAGUAUUGGUAUGAGUACUUCAUUUAAAACACCAGCUGUAUGCCCGGGAGAACCAACAAACUUAAAUGUAAUAGAAAUGGACUCAUAUAUAUUAAUAGAAUGGACGGAACCUAAAAACAGAUCUGGAAAAAUUAUUGAAUAUAACAUUAGAAUCGAAGAUAAAGGAAGUUUACAAUAUACUAAAUACUGUCCAAAACAAAAUUUCUCUAUAACGCAUAAUACCAGCAAAACAAAUUUUAUAUUUAAUGAUUAUUAUCCUUACCAUGAGUAUCAAAUAUCGGUAUCAGCUUAUACCGAUGCUGGACAAGGACUAAAUAAAAUAAAACAGUUGAAUACGAAUGCUACUGAACCUGAAAAAGUAGAAAAUUUAAAAAACGAAACUUUGUUAGAAAUAAAUAAUAAAUCUACUUUUAAGUAUGAAGUCAAUAUUUCCUGGGACAUGCCCUGUUUAAACGGCGAAUUAAAUAAAUUUCACUUUAAAUUUGAUAGUGUAGAAUUGAGAAAAGGACAAAAACUCCAUUACAACAAUGGAAAAACUAUGGAAACCUAUUUCAUUCUUUAUUUAAAGCCUUUUCGUACUUACAACGUAUCCGUAUGGGUUGAGACGAAAACUGGAAAAGGAAGGAGUGAAACUAUACAAAUUAAAACUCCAAGUGGAUAUCCUAAAAUACCUAAAAAUAUAUCUUUUGUACCUAACGAAUCAAACAUCACUAUGCUUUGGGAAGAAAAUGAAGUAGUUUCAAACAUUACUGGAUAUGGUAUUUUGGUGGAUCCUUUAGGCCCUCGAAAAGGGGAUUUAAAUGCUACAGAAUUAGGAAGAUGUUAUUACUAUGUUGAAGAAAAACCUCUAAAAGAGGAUUUAAAUGUUACAGAAUUAGGAAGAUGUUAUUACUAUGUUGAAGAAAAACGUUUAGAGUUUCCAAUUGUACCAUAUUAUAAAUACAACAUUACUAUAUGGGCGAUUGCAGAUCAUUGUAAUGGAACCGAAAAUGUAACAACUGUAGAAAGUUUACCCAGUGUUCCAGAAAAUGUUCGAGAUAUCAGAUACAGCAUAGACUCAUCCAAUAAUUCAAUAAAGUUAUCAUUUAGUUUCCGACAACCUAGAAGAUUUAAUGGGGAAUUUAAAAAAUAUAUAACAACUUUAAAAUCAAAUAAUAAAAUGAUAUGCAGUAUUAAUAUAAUAAAUAACAGUUUAGCACAAAAUGAUGAAUGCAAAAAAAUAAAAAUACAUUAUUUUAAUAAAAAUGAAAUAGAAACUCUUCUUGAACAUAACAAAACAUAUAAUAUUACGAUUUAUGUCGAAGCUUUUAAAAAUAUUAGUACAUCGUUUGAAAUCAUAACACCACAAAAAUUAAUACAACCAGAAGUAAAUAAAAACGGAGUUGUAAGCUUUCAACUAAAAAAAAAAUAUUUUUCUGAACUUAAAGAACAGAUUAUGUACUAUGCUAUACUGUUACAUCAUGGAAAUAAACCCGAUACAAAAAAUCUAGUUCAUAAGUAUUAUUAUAAUGUUUCGUUGAGUGAAAAUAAUUUUGAAACUAAUUUUUGGAGUGAUGAUAAUUGGCGAAAAGAAGCAAAUGGCUAUCAUUAUAUUACUACACCAUUAUGGAACCCUAUGGAAGGUAAUAAAUCAGAAGUUUUUAUUAAAAUAUGUCCAAGUCAAGAGAUUGAAUGUGAAGGAGAUAAUAACAUACAAGAAAACAUGUUGGAAGAUAGCAAUUAUAGCAUUUCUGUUAGAGCUUUUACGAAUUCAGGUUUUAGAGAUUCAGAAGAAAUAUUUUUUCAUACAGCAUGUGUUUCCGGAAUUGGUUUUGGAGCCAUUCUAGGCAUUGUUUUUGGAUUAUUAUUCAUUAUAAUUAUUGCCAUUUUCGUAUUCUUUUAUUUCUUUAAAGACGAGCGCCCAAUAUUUAAGAAAUAUAUACCAGUACUUGAAGCAUCAGAUGUGAUUUACCGGUUUCCGCCUCACCAGUUCCUGAGUUAUUGGAAAAAAAUACAAGCCACAGAGUGUGGUUUAAAAUUACAAUUCAGUAAAUUAACAAAAUCUGCCCAAGCUUUUACGUAUUCCACGCAGGUUGCACAAGUACCUGAAAAUAAAAUAAAGAAUCGAUAUGUCAAUAUUUUACCAUUUGAUGAAAAUAGAGUAAUAUUACCUGGUGGUGAAUAUAUCAAUGCUUCUUAUAUAAAGGGAAAAUCAGGAAAAGUUGAGUACAUAGCAUGCCAGGCCCCUUUAAAAUCAACUUGCAAGGAUUUCUGGACUAUGAUCCUUACCGAAAAUGUCUCUAUCGUCGUAAUGGUUACUCAGCUUUAUGAAAAUAGAAAGGAAAAAUGUUACGAAUACUUUCCACACUUAAACGCAUCAAUGAUUGAAGAUGAUAUAACGAUAACAUGUUUAACAGAAACCUAUAGGAAGGAUUAUUGUCUAAGAACUUUUGAAAUUGAAACUGAACACCAGGUUUUAUUAAUAAAACACUUUAGCUUCUUAAAUUGGCCCGACUUUGGUGUUCCUAAAUCAACAGAAUGUUUGUUAAAUUUUUGCAAAGAUAUAAGAAGACAUUACCGAAAUGGAAAAAUAGUUGUACAUUGCAGUGCUGGCGUUGGCAGAACUGGAACGUUUAUAACUGUUGAUAUGAAUUUGGAAAAUAUAGACGAUAAUCUCGAUAUAAAUAUUUAUAGCACUGUUAUAAAUUUAAGAAAACAAAGAUUGCUAAUGGUUCAAACAUUUGUUCAGUAUGAAUACAUCCAUAAAUGCAUUGCGAGCUACAUCAAUAAUGAAUUUGAAACCACAUUUUAAAAAUUGUGUUAACUUUUUGAAAAAUUUCUAUUUAAAAAUACCUAAUUUUGCUUUAUAAAAUUCGUCCUGAUAAAACUUGCUAAAUAUUUUGCUGUACCAAACUGGAACAAGUUUAUUUUUAUAAAAAUGCCCAGGAAGAGAAAAAUUAAAUUCACAUUAAAUUAAAUUAACAUUUUUAAGACAAUAUACAUAUUUUAUUUAUAGACUCCUCCUUUUGACCACCUAGUGGUUCAUAUUAUACUCGAACAUUUUGUUAAUUAAAAUUUUUAAACCCAAUAAUAUUUUGAAAAGUUUUGUACAAGGCUGAACCCAAACUUGACCUUAGAAUCGCUUUAUCCAGGGCCGAAACUGUAGUUAGUUAGUUUUAUAAAGUAUAGAUAUACUAUAUAUAUGCCCGGGGUGGACAAAAAAACCCGAAACGAUAUUUUAAUGUCUUUUAAAUUAAAAGUUUAAUAUGAAAAUAACUAACAAACUGAGUUUUAUAACAAACGUAAAAAUUGCAUAUUACAAAUAAAUAAUAUAACGAGGUGUGAAAAUAACGGAAAUUUUAUUUUUAGAGGAAUAUGUUAUUAAUUCUCAAUCUUUUGGAUAGCUUAUAGCUCUUUCAGCAAUGCGCUUAGUACCACAAGUAUUCCGGGGAUUGGAAGAAGCCCUGGCAUAAAUGUAUGUGUGUAAUUAUUUUAUAUUGUAAAUAAUGGUUUUAUAAAAACACCCUUAGUUUUGUCAUUUUUAUAACAAAUUAAUUUAACACUAAAGUGUUAUAGAUGUGCCAUCAAGAAAUAACUAAUUUUGAGUAAAAAACCGAGUGUACUAUGUAACCAGGGCUGGCUCCAGGACUUGUGCAGCCUGUGCCAAAUUGGAUGAAAAUGUAUAUAAAUGUGUAUGUUUACCUGUAAAACUUACUUUUUAUCAAAAUUCUCAGGAAUAACGAAGUUAUAACGCCUUUUGGUUUUAACAGAUAUUCAGUUUUUUUUAAUAUUUGAUAACCGCUAAUUUUUCCCUUUAUUUUUGCCAUUUUAAUGGCUUUAUUUUAACCGACUUUGUACCUCUUUACCAGUUUAAAAUUUAGCAUUAGCUAAAUAAGCACUAUAAAAUAGGUAAGUCAUUGUUAAGAGGAGCAGCAAAGUUUUGCACGGGGCACAUAAAUGUCUGGAGACGGCCCUGUAUGUAAUUUUAAAAAUGCAAAGUGCAUUGUGAUACAAUUUAAAAAUAAAAUUUAAGUAUUAUGUAAAUGUACUGGUUUAAAUUUGCAGUUUAAUUUAUGUCUAUUAUAUUUUUAUAGUUUAAUAAAGAAUUGUAAUAAUU
Messenger RNA from Brassicogethes aeneus, 5331 nucleotides. NCBI's taxonomy places the organism in Eukaryota, Metazoa, Arthropoda, Insecta, Coleoptera, Nitidulidae. The record is from the annotation of a GenBank genome assembly.